AGCCAUUGUCCCGCAGAGGCGGGGGCGGAGCUUAACAUACAGUCUCGGACUUACUCGCGAGAUUUAGCGCCGCUCUCUCUCUUUCCACUUCCCGCUCCAAGAUGCCUACCAAGACGAGCAAGACCAGGAAGCUCCGUGGACAUGUGAGCCACGGCCACGGUCGAGUGGGUAAACACAGAAAGCACCCUGGAGGCCGCGGUAAUGCCGGUGGCAUGCAUCACCAUAGAAUCAACUUCGACAAGUACCACCCUGGUUACUUUGGAAAGGUUGGCAUGAGGCACUAUCACUUGAAGAGAAACACCGUUUUUUGCCCAACCAUCAACCUGGACAAGCUCUGGACUCUAGUUAGUGAGCAGACCAGAGUGAACCAUGCCAAGAAGCUUGAUGGCCCAGCACCAGUCAUCGACGUUGUUCGUGCUGGUUACUUCAAAGUGCUUGGCAAAGGCAAGCUGCCCAAGCAGCCGGUCAUCGUGAAGGCCAAGUUCUUCAGCCGACGGGCAGAGGAAAAAAUCAAGGGUGUCGGAGGAGCUUGUGUACUGACUGCAUAAGCAGGCGCUGGUUUUGCAUAAUAAACAAUGUUAAAAAUUGAA
Astyanax mexicanus (Mexican tetra) is the source of this 590-nucleotide messenger RNA. It is a transcript of the gene rpl27a, whose product is annotated as ribosomal protein L27a. NCBI's taxonomy places the organism in Eukaryota, Metazoa, Chordata, Actinopteri, Characiformes, Acestrorhamphidae. Gene Ontology annotation, biological process: translation. The record is from RefSeq and is a predicted model, not a curated record. Gene Ontology annotation, cellular component: cytosolic large ribosomal subunit; ribosome. The transcript is spliced from 5 exons. The coding region runs from base 102 to 548 and encodes 148 amino acids. Gene Ontology annotation, molecular function: structural constituent of ribosome.